Messenger RNA from Falco peregrinus (peregrine falcon), 3408 nucleotides. RefSeq names its product E3 ubiquitin-protein ligase TRIM39-like. The record is from RefSeq and is a predicted model, not a curated record. Lineage: Eukaryota; Metazoa; Chordata; Aves; Falconiformes; Falconidae. Gene Ontology annotation, molecular function: protein binding; zinc ion binding.
GGGAGGGCGCCACCAGCACGAGACGGUGGGCGGGUUUGUGUCGUCACUUCCGGCGUUGGGCCCGGCGCGGCGGCUGGCGAAAGCACUUGGGAACCACACUAGCACCUUGGUGUCACCUCCUUGCUAAAUGACGUCGUCACCUUGAGAGAAUUACGCUGGUUUCACCUCAAAACCCUGCUGAACCUGCACCGCCGCCUGGGAAUUCCUCCGCAGCAAAAUGACAUCAUCACCUUGAUGGAGUUGAGCUGGUUUUGCCUUGCCCCAAAACCCCUUUGAACCCGCGCCGCCGCCUCAGGAUCGCUUCGCACCCAAACGAUAUCAUCACCUGGACUGAACUGAGCUGUUUUCUCCCCAAAACCACUUGGAACGCACAUCGCCGCACCUUACUGUCGCAUUUUUACUAAAACCCGCCUCAUCGCCUUCAGGGAUUUAAGUUCUUUUCACCCCAAAACUUCUUCCAACCCUCCCCUUCCCAUCAGCCCUUCCCCAAUCCCCCUGAUCCAAGCCCAGCCAUCCCCACCCCCACCCCAAAUUCAGGGGGGCCAACGGCAGCGCCGUCAUGUCGGGUGCUGACCCCUUGGAGACGCUGCAGGUGGAAGCCAGCUGCUCGGUUUGCCUGGAAUACCUGCAAGAUCCCGUCAUCAUCGAAUGUGGCCACAAUUUCUGCCGCCGUUGCAUCACCCGCUGGUGGGCUGAGCUGGCGCGCGAUUUCCCCUGCCCCGUCUGCCGUAAAACCUCUCGCCAUCGUGCCCUUCGGCCCAACCGGCAGCUCGGGAAUAUGGUAGAAGCCGCCCGGCAGCUUCGCGGUGCCAAACGGAAAGCCAGGGAGGAGAGUCGCUGCCAAGCUCACGGCCAAGCUUUGGCCCGGUUCUGUCGCGACGAUCAAGCCCCCGUUUGCCUGCUCUGUGAGAUCUCCCACGCCCACCGCGCCCACGCCCUCGUCCCCCUCGACGACGCGGCCCUCGAGUAUAAGGAGAAGCUGCAGCGCUGCCUGGAGCCGCUGGAGCGGAAGCUGGAGGCAGUGGCCGGCUGCCGAGCGCGGGAGGAGAAGAAACCCGGCGAGCUGAAGAGGAAGGUGGCCCUGUGGCGGGAACGCAUCGCCCGGGAAUUUGAGGAGCUUCACCAGCUUCUGGAGGAGGAGGAGCGGCUGCUGCUGCAGCGGCUGGAGGAGGAAGAACGCGAGAUCCUGCAGCGGCUUCAGGCCAACCUGGCUCGGCUCGGGGAGCAGCGCCGGGUCCUGGCCGCCCUCGUGGCAGAGCUGGAGGAGAAGUGUCUGCAGUCAGGCGCCGAGAUGCUCAAGGACAUAAAGGACACCCUGGCCAGGUGCGAGGCGGCGGCAGUGCCGGUGGAAGAACCGGUUUCCGUCCCCAUCGAGCUGGAGAAAAACUUCUGCAGUUUCCCCCGGCAAUACUUCACCCUCCGGAAAAUCACCCGGCGCCUCAUCGGCGAGGUGACGUUGGAUCCCGACACAGCACAUCCCAACCUGGUUUUAUCGGAAGAUCGGAAAAGCGUUCGUUUCGUGGAAGUUCGACCCCGGGAUUUACCCGAUACCCCGCGGCGUUUCACCAUCUACCCCUGCGUUUUGGCAGCGCAGGGUUUUACCUCUGGGCGUCAUUACUGGGAGGUGGAAGUCGGUGAUAAAACCCACUGGGCGCUCGGCGUUUGCAAGGAUUCCGUGAGUCGGAAAGGGGAAUUAACGCCGUUGCCGGAGACGGGAUAUUGGCGGGUACGGCUCUGGAAUGGCAAUAAAUACGCAGCCACCACCACCCCCUUCACCCCGCUGACGGUGCGGGUGAAACCCAAGCGGGUGGGGGUCUUCGUGGACUACGAAGCCGGCAAAGUGGCUUUUUAUAACGUCACGGAUCGCUCCCACAUUUAUACCUUCACCGAUACUUUCACUGAAAAGAUUUGGCCGCUUUUCUAUCCCGGGAUCCGUGCCGGCAGGAAAAACGCGGCGCCUCUGGUUAUCCGUUCACCCACUGACUGGGAGUGAGGGGGGAAAGCGGUGCCGGUGGCGUUUGGCUUGGUGACAUCUGGCAGCGCCAGGAGCCAGCGCUCUGGUAUAGAUGGGGUUUGGCUCUCCAAGAUCUGGCACCACCGGGAUCCGGUGCUCCGGCAUAGACAGAGUUUUUUGGCGCUCUGAUGUUUGGCACCACCGGGAUCCGGUGCUCCCGGCACUGCUGCGGUUCAGUGCUCUGACAUCUGGCACCACCGGGAUCCGGUGAUCUGGCACGGCUGGGAUUUGGCUCGCUGAGAUGCAGCACUGCCACGGUCUGGCAAUCUGGCACCACCACCAGGAUUUGGCUCUUGGGACAUCUGGCACCGCCAGGAUCCACUGCUCCGGCAUAAACAGGGCUUGGCUCUCCGACAUCCACUGCUCCGGCGCCACCGGGAUUUGGCUCCCCGACAUCCACUGCUCCGGCGCCACCGGGAUUUGGCUCCCCGACAUCCGGCACCGCCAGGCUCUUGCUCCUUGCCAUCGAGCUCUGCGGCGCCACUGGGCUCUGGAUCGCCUUCCCCAGCGUCUGGCACCAGCCGGGUCCGGCUCUGCGGCAGCACCAGAGGCGUGUGGCGGUAGGUGCGGGCGUGUGGCAGGGCCGUGUCCCUCUACCCGUGUGUCCCCUGGCCCCGUGCGUGUCCCUCUGUGUCCCCCCUGUGUCCCCACAUCAGUUUGUGCCUCCCCACGUGUCUGCUCCCCCGUGUCCCUGUCCAUCAGCGUCCCUCUGUCCGUGUCCCUCCCUGUCUCUUUACGCCCCUCUGUGUGUCCCCACAUCCGUGUCCCUCCCUGUUGCCACAUUCACGUGUCCAUCCGUGUGCCCACGUCCCUCCCCCCGUCCCCCCAUCCGUGUCCCUCCCCAUCCCCGCAUUCCAUGUCCCUCCCCAUCCCCGCCCCGCCAUCGCCCACCGCGUGGCCGUCCUCCCCCGCCUCGCACACGCCUCACACACGCCUCGCACACGCCUCCACACGCCAUGGCCCCCUCAGGGCCACCGGAACGGGGCCCGCUGGCCCAGCUGGUGCGGGACACGUUGUGCCCGGCCUGCGGGCAGCCACUGCGGGACCCCGUCCUCUUCGCCUGCAACCACAGCUGCUCGCCGCCGCUGCCUGCCCACCGCCCACCCCGGCGAGCCCACUGCUGCUUUCUCCUGCCCGCGGUGCUGCCUGCCCUGCGCCCCCCGCCGCCUCCGCACCCCCGUGGCUCUGGCCGUGGAGAGUCGCAUCGCCCAGCGUCUGGCUCAGGGAACACCCGGACCCCCCCGCCGGCCACAGCGCUGCAGCCUGGGGGCCCAGCUCCGAGCUGAUGCCGCCCCCCUACGCCCCCCAUCCCCAGAGGAGGCACCCUGGAGUGGGGAAGAACCCCCCAAAAGCUGCCCCCCCUCCUCCCUCCUCGCUGACACCCCCCCCCCCCC